This is a messenger RNA of Scylla paramamosain (green mud crab), 2646 nucleotides long. RefSeq lists its product as uncharacterized. Lineage: Eukaryota; Metazoa; Arthropoda; Malacostraca; Decapoda; Portunidae. The record is from RefSeq and is a predicted model, not a curated record. The coding region runs from base 79 to 2397 and encodes 772 amino acids. The transcript is spliced from 3 exons.
AAAGUGUCGUCCUUCCAAAAAGUUACUCUCAGUUGCGCGACGAAGACCAGCACGAGUGUGUGACUUACCUUCCCAAGCAUGCGUGUGUGGCUAGCGGUACUGGCCGUGCUGGUGGCGGCGGAGGUAGCAGUGGCGGAGGAGCCCGGGGGAGGACCAGUAAGAAUAUCCACCACUGGCAACUCUGGGACACGUAGCACUGCUGGACGAGGGAAAAUCGAAACCCCUGGACGCGGUGAAGCAAGUGGCAACUCUGGAGGCGGGGAGGUGGUGAAGGCUGAGCUCAGAGCGUCACACCUCGAGGUUGGACCAGGAGACCCGACGUCCAUCGUUGGCCGAAGAAGAACAAUUGACACCGCUGGACAUCGUGCCUCUGUUAGCAAUGUGAGUCCCCGCCUUCCACUUGGCACCACAGGGAAGUCUAACGAGGCCCAUCAAGGCGAGAUGCAGGUGGUUCCCGCUCGUAUGGAAAGGAUUAUCAACACAGUGCAAAGUGCUCCAGUCGCCAAUGGGAACAGUGGAUCAUUAAGAACAACUGGACUCACAGGUGCACUAAGCAACGUGACGCACCACACCGCUGCCACCAAUGAAGGCUCCCUCGGCAACACCGCACGUGAAAAUCGGAACCAGAAAAGAGGCGCCAGUGAUGAAGGAAGCACAGUCCGAGACAAGCGCGUCGACCGUUUACAAGCUGCCAAGAUUGCGGCCUCGAUCCACAGAGCAAUUCCAGUCGACCUCUCCAAGUACGGCGGGCUGGACCAAGGAGCUCUUCUCAGCUUGGCAAAUCUCGAGAAGAUCAACAGAGCGGCGACGCUGAGCCUCUUGGGGAAAGGAGACAAAGGCCCAAGUGGAGAGAUCUCAAAAGGUGCAAGCAGAAGUCACGAAAGGAGUCAAGAGUCUCCUAAAAACAUCGCUGACAUAAUCAAUACGGAUGACGAAACUGCAACCGGCGCAAACAAAAGGGAGAUCUUCAGCAUCCUAGACACUGAUGACUGUGACAGCGGGGAGGUCUUUGGACAGCGCGGGAAGGGCUCUGGUCUUUUUGGCAUUUUCAGUAAGGGAGACAGCAGGGAAAAACAAGGUGGAGGGUUAGGUGGGAAAGGAAACAGCAGGGAAAGAUGCAUAUCAAAGAGGCAAAAGGGUGGUAGAGGAAAAGGGACCUCGAAUAUCUUUAGACUUUUUAAGAAAGGAAAUAGUAAUGAGAGACCUGGAGGGCUGUUUGGAAAGGGAGGAGGAAGUGGUCUAGAUAUUUUCAGAAUCUUUAACAAAGGUAACAGUAAGGAGAGAUCUGAAGGGCUGUUUGGAAAGGGUGACAGAGGUGGCUUCGAUCUUUUUGGUCUUUUUGACAAGGGGAACAGUGGGGAAAGACUCGGAAAAGGUGGACGAGGGCACUUUGACAUUUUUGGACUUUUUGACAAGGGAAACAGUAAAGAUAAAUCUGGAGAACUAUUUGGAAAGGGAAGCGGAGGAAGAGGUUUAGACAUUUUUGGGAUUUUCGACAAGGGAGACAGCAGGGAGAAAUCUGGAGGCCUAUUCCGAAAAGGUGAAAAGGGAGACCGAGGAGGAUUGGAGAUUAUAGACAUAUUUGACAAGGACGACAGUAGGGAGAAGUCUAUUGGCCUAAUUGGGAAAGGUGUAAAAGGGGAACGAGGAAACCUGGAAAUAAUUGAAAUUCUUGACGAUGGAAGCAGUAGGGAGAAAUUAUUAAUAGGCAAGGGUCUUCGAGGUUUAAACAGAGGGGGUGUCUUUGGCAAGGGAGCAGGUGAGUUAGACAUAUCAGGGUCAUAUGGCAAAGGCAGCAGAGAAGGACUUAAAUUAUUUGGUAACAAAGGGCAAGGUAGCAGGGGAAGGUUAGGUGGUUUAUUCAACAAGGGCAACAGCAAAGAAAGAUCAGGUGGUCUCUUUGCAAAUAAGGGCAGAAGAGGAGGAGGACUCUUCGGUAAUGCCUUUGACCUCUUCGGAAUAUUUAACAAGGGCAGUAAAGAAAGGUCAGGAGGAUUAUUUAACAAAGGUAACAGCAAGGAAAGGCCAAGAGGACUAUUUAACAAAGGUCGAAGUAAGGAAAGAUUAGACGUGGAUUACUACCGUGACAGCCUUGAAAUCCCUGACCUUGUAUUGGUGCCUAGCAAAGAAAAGUCAGGUUUAUUCGGGAACAAGGGCACAGGAGGGGGACUUUUUGGCGGAGGUGGGCUUAAAAAUCUCGACAUCUUAGGGCUGUUCAACAAGGGAAGCAAGGAAAGGUCACCGGGGUUGUUUGGCAGUAAAGGGUUCAGCAAGGAAAAGUUUGACAGCAAGUUUGAUUUCACGGAUGAAAGUAAGGAGAGUUUGUUUGGAAAAAAUGAGUUCCUUAUCAUCAUCGACUUCCUUAAGGACCUCCAUCACAUCAUUUGGGGAAGAUAAAAGUCGUGCUGAGAAGCUGAGACGUUGCGUGAAGCUCAAACAACGAGAAAAGAAAACAGCUACAGAGAAGCAACGAAAAAAAAAAAAAAAAAUUAAAAUAAAACAAGAAAAAUAUAAAAACCUUAAAAUACUAAAAAAUGUUGUUCAUAGACAUACCAUUUCUCUCUCUCUCUCUCUCUCUCUCUCUCUCUCUCUCUCUCUCUCUCUCUCUCUCUCUCUCUCUCUCUCUCUCUCUCUCUCUCUCUCUCU